UAUCUUCAGUACCGUUCACGUUUUUCGGCUGCCAUAGUGCUGCAGCGUUGGUGGCGUCGUUGUCUACGACGCUUAUCCUCAACAAAUAUUAAUAUUGCCUUCUCUACCAGCCAUAUUAGACCAUCUUCCGACGAUCCUUUCGAGAUGUGUACACCUGUGGCCAUCAGUCCAAAAUCUUUGCAAGCGCUUCCCGCUAACAAUUCAAUCACUCCUUUGACUCGCUUUUUUGGUGCAAAAUUUGAGAAAUCAAAUAUUGACUUGCAAUUCGCUACGUCGGAGCUAACCACCUCCAAACAGGACAAGCUUAAUGCUUUUUCAAACAUUGAUGGCCAGAAAAUGAGGUUAUCCUCCAAGGAAAAUUUGCCUACCUUUGGGGUAGGCAGAAUCAAAGACAAUGAAAGAGUAAGCUCUUCAGGAUUUUCUCAGAAUCAGUAUCCAUACCAGUAUCAUCCUGAACAAAGCACUCGAUUAUUUCAAGAGGACUUCGAUAAAAAAUGUUUCGAUCACCACACACACACACAGCUUCUUGUCACAGCAGUAUCACCAUUAGCAAGUAUAGAUUUUCUCCCUGCUGACGAACAUGAGAAUAAGACACCUAUCGUUGCCACCGUCAGUCAGGAAAUAGCGCCUGUUCAUCUGGCUCUGCGCCGCUCACAUUUUGUGUCUCGGCGCUGGAUCCCUAAUUUGGGCCAGCAUAAAAGCAUUCCUAUUCAGCACUCAUCUGAAAAUCGUCUGGACGCAAAAAAAUCUUCUUCAGUCAACCUUCUCUUCCCCUAUCUUCGUCGACCCGCAGGCGAGAUUAUCGCGUUGCCUUUGAGAGGACUUAACGACUCCGGUCAUCUUAUAUAA
Messenger RNA from Protopolystoma xenopodis, 849 nucleotides. NCBI's taxonomy places the organism in Eukaryota, Metazoa, Platyhelminthes, Monogenea, Polystomatidea, Polystomatidae. The record is from the annotation of a GenBank genome assembly.